AGUUUUUGUUGUUUUAUCUCUAUACACAGUGCGUAAAACGUUAUCAAUAUUUUUUUGUUUACAUAAUAAUUGGACCGCACGCCCAUAUGGCGACGAUAACAUUCCCUUAAAGCAUUUAGUUUUCUAAUAUGGAGAAGGACAUUGAUAGCAACCUGGACGAGGGAGACCUCGUCGAGCUGCUGAAGGUGGAGAGCAGGUUGGUGACGCACGCGCGGGCGCUGCGCUGGGCCGCGUGCCUCAUGGUGUUCGUGGGCGCCACGCUGUCGUUCUGCCUGCUGGUGCCGCCGCCACGGCCGGCGCCCGCGGCCGCGCUCGUCUGCUACUACAACACGCCCCGCGACGCGCGCUCGCUACAGCCCAGAGACAUACCACCACACUUGUGCACACAUAUCAAUGUUGCUUUCGCCCGUGUGCGCAAUAAAACCUUGCACUUGGACCCGCCGCAGUUGGCCGCCAUACGUCAAGUAGUGUUGCUUAAAAAGUCGAACCCUUACCUGAAGGUGCUUGUGUCUGUAGGAGGCGCCGGAGAGAACGGUUUCGCUGACAUGGUGAUCAAUCACGCCUCUCGCAAGCAAUUCAUUAGAUCCAUCAAAAGCCUCCUCCAUAACUAUACCUUAGACGGAAUAGAUCUGGACUGGGAAUUCCCAACCGGCAACCGUCAGCGACAACACUUCUCCCAGCUGCUUCGGGAGAUCCGAACAGAGUACCUUAGAGAAAAACGAGAUUACUUACUGACAGUCGCUGUUGUGGCAGAGGAAACCAUAGCCGAUGCAUCAUAUGAUUAUGAUCAACUAAACUUGUACACUGACUUUGUGAAUGUUAUGACUUACGAUUUUCAUUUCUACACUAAAAUGACUCCAUUCACUGGCUUCAACUCCCCGCUGUAUUCCGAACCGGGGCAGCGGUUGUUUCUUUCCACACUGAAUGUAAACUACACAAUGCACAUGUACCUCGCUAAAGGGCUAAAACCGGAAAAGCUUGUAGUAGGGAUUCCUACAUAUGGGCACUCAUUUCAGCUGGUAAAUCCAGGUAACACAUUGCCAGGUAGUCCGGCAGCGGGGCCAGGCAGCUUAGGUGCUGGUGGAUUUGUGUCAUAUCCGGAUGUGUGUCAGUUUGUGAAACAUCCGGGCGGGAAGCAAUCGCGGGAUGUUGCCGCGGCGGUACCAUACGCGCACCGCGGUACGGAGUGGCUGUCAUAUGAUGAUGAAGAAAGUGUAGCAAGGAAAGCUGAGUUAGCAGGGCGAUUGGGGCUGCGCGGGGCUAUGGUUUACUCGCUCGACGCUGAUGAUUACUCCAAUGUCUGUGGGCUGAAGGCUCUGCCGCUCGUGUCCGCCGUCCGCCGCGCGCAGGACGGUCCUCUGACUUAAUACCUGUUUCUUCCUAGCCACGUAGGUGAUCUUGUACAUCGCGCUGGACUUCAUGGCGGAGUGCCGCGGGCCGCGUGGGCGCGCGGGUCGCGGCGGGCGAGCGCGGCGUGAGCAUUGUGCGGACUUAUUAACUUUUACGACGAAAAAAACAGAAUGCCGGCCUUACGAGUACUGUUCCGUUUACUGCAAGGUUUCCGCGCGAGCGCGCGCGCGACGCGCAUCGCCGCCAGCGUUAUGUUAAUCGUCUAUAAUUAACUAGAGAAAUUAUAAGAAUGUUAUGUAAUUAUUUUAACAAUUUA
Molecule: messenger RNA, 1666 nt
Organism: Cydia amplana
Lineage: Eukaryota; Metazoa; Arthropoda; Insecta; Lepidoptera; Tortricidae
Gene: Cht11
Product: chitinase-3-like protein 2
Exons: 1
Coding region: 129-1367 (412 amino acids)
Biological process (GO): carbohydrate metabolic process; chitin catabolic process
Cellular component (GO): extracellular region
Molecular function (GO): chitinase activity; chitin binding
Source: RefSeq, a predicted model, not a curated record